Molecule: messenger RNA, 162 nt
Organism: Pyricularia grisea
Lineage: Eukaryota; Fungi; Ascomycota; Sordariomycetes; Magnaporthales; Pyriculariaceae
Exons: 2
Coding region: 1-162 (53 amino acids)
Source: RefSeq, a predicted model, not a curated record
AUGGGAUUUGCUCGUUCCCAGCGGAGGUCGGUCCCAUCGACCCAGCAGGGAGCAGGGGGUUCGAAAAGCUGGAGACCGGCAAGCGAGCGCAUCCACACCGUUGAUCCCUGGGGCAAUGGCAACAACGACAGCCGGUCACAAGUGCUGCAAGUGGACCUCUGA